AUGCCUAGCAUAGGUGCUGCUAGCCCAUUUCUCAGCAACCAGAAUGUUUUGGCUUCUUCCGUUUUCAGCACAGUGAUGGAAAACUCAGCCUCUUCUAGUACUGGUAGCAGUCCACCCAAUAGCAUCUUCUGUUCCAAAUACGAAAUACAUACUGAUUCUGAGAAAAAAAUCAUGAGUGGUGCUGGCAAAGACCACGUGGAAAACGUUCUGGAAGAAUACUUGCAGAAAGGUAGAGAUGUGCAGAAGAGGCUGAAUGAAACCACUGAGCUACAUGAGCCACAGAAGAUCAAUUUAAGACUGAUCAUUGCUGAUCUGCAAACCAAACUGAUGGAAGUGCAAUUGGAAAGAGAUGCGCUUCAGGAGACCAGACAACAAGAAUCCCAGAGCCAAGAGAAUGUAAAAAUACAGCUAAAAAAUACUAUUCAAGAGCUGGAAGCUGCCAACCAGCUGCAGGAAGAGAUGCUGAGGGAAGCUGACAGCCAAACUGAGCAUCUGAAAAAGGUGGUACACAGCCACGAGGAAGUACUUCUGGAACUACGUGGCAUCCUAAUGGACUACGAAGACAGCACAGGCAAGAAACUCUAUGAGCAUGAGAAUAUUACUAGCCUACAUAUCCACAACCUGAGCACAGCAUUUGCUGACGUCUUGCAAGAUUUAGACUCAGAGGUGUCAUACCUCAAAGAAAAGCUUGUCCUGGUGGAAGAAGAACUUGAGUUAUUGAAAAAAGAUUCACAGACCCAAAAACAACUUCUGCUUCAGCAACAUCAAAAUAGGAUUGAGCAGCUAAUAUGUGAGCAUGAACAGGAGGUGGCAGCACUAACUGAUAAAGCUAACAGUGCACGCAGCUAUGCAAAUAGUAUCCAAAGCCAGAUGGAGAUCAUUCAAGAGCAAACAAGAAACCAAAAUUCGGUGCAUGCACAUCAAGUGAGUCACCUGGAAUCUACAGUUUCUCAGCUGCAUUCUGAAUUACGAGAAGCUAAGAGGAUGUAUGAAGACAAGGUCAAAGAUCUUGAGAAGCAGUUGCACCUAGCUCAUUCUGAGAUAGCAGAAGCUCAGACAGAACAGGAUCAACGCAACCAAGAAUCUGGAAAUCUGAAUGACCGGAUUCAUCAAUUGUUGACCGAACUUCAUAAAAAAGAGAUAGAACUAAGUCUAGAAAAAGAGCAGAACAAGCGAUUUUGGGAUCAGAACACAGACAACAGCAUCACCAUUGACCAUCUAAGGAGAGAACUAGACAACAAAAACAUGCAAUUGGAGCGCAUGGAAAACUCGGUGAAAGAAAUGAGGACUGAAUGUCACAGACAAAUGGAGCACCAGGUGGCUGCAAUUAAGGAAAAAAAUGAAAGCAUUAGAAGAAUCUCCUCUUUGACUGUCCAACUGGAGGCAACCAAGGAAACGCUCCGUAAAGUUAAAGAUGAUCUUACAGCCAAACAGAUCGAUUUGGAGACUGCUGAGAAAACAGUGUCAAAUCUGACAGCCCGUCUGCAGGAGAAGGAGAGAGUCCUUGAGGUUACCGAUAAGGAAAUCAAGAAGCUACAUUUACAACUUGGCAAUAGGAUGCAGGAGCUCCAGCAUCUAAAGAACGAAGAGGGCUGUUUACACAACGUGCAGUCCGAGUGUGAAACACUGAAACUGCAGCUGUUAGAGAAGGAACGGAUUGUUGAGAUCUUCCAAAAGCAGAUUGAUAACAUGACCCAGAUUGUGGGCCAGCACAGUCGAACUGCUGGAGCAAUGGAAGUUGAGAAAUCGCAGCUUACAAAAGAAAUGAAUGACUGGAAACUUAAAGUAGAAGAACUUAAGAUUGCAAAGGAUGAGAAAGAAGCCAGAAUACAUGAAAUGGAGGCCAGACUGAGUGAGCUGGAACGGGAAAAGGUUAAACUGGUAAACACAUGCAGUGAGAGGCUCCAUGCACUUAAUGAUAUGAAGCUGGAAAAGGACCAGCUAAUGAAUGAACUCCAAGCCGGUCGGAGUGAGCUAGCUGGCCUUGCAGAAGGAUUUGAAGAUUUGAAGAGGGAUUACCGGGAUAAAAUCAAGGAGAUGGAAAAUACUGCAAACAGACUGAAAAUGCAGGUGAAAUCUGCCCAAGGUGAACUGGAGCGGACCAGGACUGCUCUAAAGACUGUGGAGGGAUCUGAUGGCCAUGCUGUGAAAGUUGCAGUGGGAAUGCAGAAGCAGAUCACAGCCAAGAGAGGACAGAUAGAUGCAUUACAAAGCAAGAUUAAAUUCUUGGAAGAGGCAAUGACAAAUGCAGCUAAGGAGAAGCGUUACCUCAAAGAAGAAAAUAGUAAUCUAAGUCAAGAGUUGAGCUAUAUUACAGCAGAAAAUACCAAGAUUGCUGGGGAACUGGAGAUCCUGAGAUCACAAGACAAACGUCUGAAAGAAAAAAUACCUAAGAUGGAAACAGCCCUUGAUAAGGCAUCCAUGCAAUUUGCAGAAUGUCAGUGCAUAAUCCAGUGUCAGGAACAAGAAGCUAUGCGCUUCAGACUGCAGCAUACUUUAGAUGUGAAAGAGCUGCAGGGCCCAGGCUACUCCUCAGCUUCUGCUUCAGGCAAGCUGCGGCACAUGGCCCCUCUUUCCCACCUGCACUCUGCUGUCCUGCCACCUUCCCUGAACUUGCCCAGCUGCGCCCCUCAUAUGCCUUCCAAGCCAGGCAUUUUGAAGGAGGAACCACUGCAGGAUCUAAAGAGGAUUCUUCAAGAUUUAACAAGCUCAGACAAUGACAUUCCCGCUGUGGAUCUUGGCAAGGAUGACAGCAAUGGUCGGAGAAAAUCACCUUUAGCAACCAUGAGGAAUACAGUGGAGACUGCAGCUAGAGACUCUGCUACCGAAAGCAUCACGGAAAAGGAUACUUUCAGAUGGGAUCCAUCUGGCUUACAUACUGCAGAUCUUCAGUCCCAAGACCUUACCCUGCCCUUUACAUCCCUUGGAAGUACAUCCAUCUUCUCAGCAUCUUCCCCCAAGAAGGUCUCUCAGGAGAGAUACAGAGGAAGGUCUCCGGUACACUUACUGUUAACUGCUCUGCCCGAUGACCUCGCAGCUGGCCCCAGCACCUCACCAGAGCAUGGACUAUCCGCAAGGAAGGUUGACUCUCCGGAGAGUGCAGCCACAGUCCCCCAGAGAACAUCUCAGCCCCUGGACACUAGUGACAAUACACGUAGGAGGCUACAGAACAAGAUGGGAAGCCUGCAAAAUGUGGUGGAAUCAUUACAGAUGAAAACACAAGCCAUGUUAUCAAUGAUCAGAACUCAGGAAAGGAAGGCAGUGAAAGCAAAAGAAAAGGAGAAAAAGCUAUCAAAGUGA
Balearica regulorum gibbericeps (East African grey crowned-crane) is the source of this 3300-nucleotide messenger RNA. The record is from RefSeq and is a predicted model, not a curated record. NCBI's taxonomy places the organism in Eukaryota, Metazoa, Chordata, Aves, Gruiformes, Gruidae.